Nicotiana tabacum (common tobacco) is the source of this 1309-nucleotide messenger RNA. NCBI's taxonomy places the organism in Eukaryota, Viridiplantae, Streptophyta, Magnoliopsida, Solanales, Solanaceae. The record is from RefSeq and is a predicted model, not a curated record.
AUGCGAUUGGAGGUCGCCGGCCAGAAAUUACUGGCGUUAAAACAGAGGAAAGAGAGAGGAGGGGGGAGGAGAGAGGAAGGGAGAGAGGAUGGCUUACCUGAGGUUGCCGGCGCCGGCGGUCACGCCGGUGGAAAAUCAUACAUUAAUUUCUGGAACUCUCACUCUGCUAGAUCAUGUCUAAGCUUGUCCAGUCUUCAUUUAAAGAACUCUUUACUUCAGUUGCCAAGUGAAGUUUCUAUUCCAGUCUUGGUAACAAGUGCAAUGCACUUAAUUUUUUCGCAGGGCUUAUUUUUGCCAUCAGCAGUUUCUCUAGCUGUUCCUUUGGCUCUGCUGUCCCUUACAAGUGAAGUAAACGGGAAAGGACAAAAUUCCGCAGAUGUUCUGGCAUCCGAACAGAUGGCUCCUCGAGGACAGCUAGUUUUCUCAGUAGGACUUGGGGCUUUAGUGUUUGUACCAGUUUUCAAGGCCUUGACUGGUUUGCCACCAUACAUGGGUAUGCUGCUUGGACUGGGAGUUCUUUGGAUAAUCACAGAUGCAAUUCACUAUGGAGAAUCAGAAAGACAGCGACUGAAAGUACCACAGGCUUUAUCACGCAUUGACACUCAAGGAGCUCUUUUCUUCCUUGGAAUCUUAUUGUCCGUUAGCAGCUUGGAGGCAGCAGGUAUUCUGCGAGAAUUGGCAAAUUACCUCGAUGCUCAUAUCCCAAGCACUGAACUUAUUGCGAGUGCAAUUGGAGUUGUUUCAGCAAUCAUAGACAAUGUUCCUCUGGUUGCAGCCACAAUGGGAAUGUACGACCUAUCCUCCUUUCCCCAAGAUUCUGAGUUCUGGCAACUAGUAGCAUUUUGUGCAGGUACUGGUGGAUCCAUGUUAGUAAUUGGCUCAGCAGCUGGAGUAGCAUUUAUGGGAAUGGAAAAGGUCGACUUCUUUUGGUAUAUGAAAAAGGUUAGUGGGUUUGCUUUUGCUGGCUAUGCUGCCGGUAUUGCCGCAUAUCUAGCAACACAUAAUCUCAACAUCUCACUUCCCACAGCUCUGGCUCAAGUUCCUUUUCUUCAUGGUUCAUAACUCACUCAGAUGGGCAUUUGAUCAUUGAAGCUAUUAGUACAUCUUAUUGUUUAGUGAGUGAGCAAAUAUAUGAACACUUGACUUUUAGUGGUGGAGGUGAAAUGUGUUGGCUGGGGGAGAGAGUGGGACUGAGGAUUUCAGCUCCAUAAUGUAAUUUAUUGAUUUGUCAUUAAUAAAUUAAUAAUGUACUGUGAGAGUGCAUUAAUAAUUUAGUAGAAACUUGAGACUGCUGGGAGAUAACUUCUUA